GUUCCCCUAAACCCCACCAUUCUUUUUAUUUCUUUUGUCCACCCCAACGCCCUCCACUUCCUCUUCUCUUCCUUUCUUUAUUCAGUUAUCAGAUUCAUUCACUCUCUCACUCACUCUCAUUCCCUCUUAAGCAUAGAAACAAAUACUAUAAACCCAAAACACCCACCAUCCCAUUUCUCUCCAUCAAACCAUUCCUUUCUCUCCUCCAAUGUCCUCCAUCCAAAUACCACCACUCUUUAUCUUCUUCUUCUUAUUCCUCUCUUCCAUUUCGGGUCUACCCAACCCGGACCCGGCAGCGAUCCAACCAUUCCACCCCACAACAACAACAUCAUCAUCAUCAUCAUCAUCUCCGCCGGCGACGAUUCCCGCAUUCCCAGAACAAUCCGACAUCGCGGCUUGCCCUCUUGAUCUCCCGGACCAGUUCUUCCACGGUAUAAAAACGGCAUGCGGGUCGACCAAAGAUGGCGGCGCCGGAGGAAAACUCCGGCGGACUAGGUGCUGUCCUGUCCUGGCGGCGUGGCUUUACUCUGCUUACUCCGAAACCGCAUUGGGCAUCAGUAGAGUUGGGAAAGUAGCGUCGGCGGUGGUGGGUCAUAAUACGACGUCGUAUGACAUGCCGUUGUUGCCGGAUGACUCGGAGACCUGCGUGGCGGAUUUGGAUAAAGCAUUGCAAGCGAAAGGGAUCGAACUGGCUAGGCCGAAUGAGACCUGCGAUGUGGUAUAUUGCUACUGCGGGAUCAGAUUGCAUCCACUGAGCUGUUCGGAGGCAUUUUCGUUAAACUCAAAUGGGAAACUCGUUGGGGAUGAGAGAGUGAAGAGAUUGGAGAAAGAUUGCUUGAGUAGCAGCAACAAUGUCAAUGGGUUUCCGGGUCUUGGUGGGUGCUCCAAAUGCUUGAACAGUCUUCGUCUGCUUAACAGCAAGAAAGCUUUGAAUACAAGCAAAAUAGAGGACAGGACCACAAAGAUGCAUAACAAAGAUUGCCAGCUGAUGGGUCUGACAUGGCUCCUUGCCAAGAACCGAACGGCUUAUAUCCACACCGUCUCCGCUGUCUUACGAGCGAUCAUGUUGAGCACUGAUGGCUCUACUCCUCGAUCGUGCACUCUCAGUAGCGAUGGAAUGCCUCUAGCCGUUGAUUCUACUGAAAUACCAGAUCCUUCAUCAUCAACAACUCUUGGAGCACCUAUCUCUUUAUCCAUUGGAUCGGUUUUUUUUGUUGUAUAUGCACUUCACAUCAUGGUCAUUCCAAAGCUAGUUAGGCUAUGAAAUUUGUUGUAAAAACUACAAAAUCGUGUAAUUUUUGUACUCUGUAUUUGUUCGUUGUUUUAUGGCAUGCCCAGUUGAUCC
Molecule: messenger RNA, 1345 nt
Organism: Ziziphus jujuba (common jujube)
Lineage: Eukaryota; Viridiplantae; Streptophyta; Magnoliopsida; Rosales; Rhamnaceae
Exons: 2
Coding region: 209-1264 (351 amino acids)
Source: RefSeq, a predicted model, not a curated record